Messenger RNA from Tripterygium wilfordii, 3755 nucleotides. RefSeq names its product ISWI chromatin-remodeling complex ATPase CHR11. Gene Ontology annotation, molecular function: ATP-dependent chromatin remodeler activity; histone binding; DNA binding. Gene Ontology annotation, cellular component: nucleus; chromatin. The record is from RefSeq and is a predicted model, not a curated record. Bases 117 to 3314 code for a protein of 1065 amino acids. The transcript has 26 exons. NCBI's taxonomy places the organism in Eukaryota, Viridiplantae, Streptophyta, Magnoliopsida, Celastrales, Celastraceae. Gene Ontology annotation, biological process: nucleosome organization; regulation of transcription by RNA polymerase II.
CAUAUAUUUGGGAUUCACUUAUAUAGAUACUAAAAACCUCUCUCUCAUUUUCUGUCUCUCUCUCUAUCUGGAAAGAAUCGAGAAUUCGAAACCCUGAAUCGGAGAGAAACCUAGUCAUGGCGAAACCAUCGAAGCCGCAGUCUUCGUCUGACGAUGCGAUGUCUGAUGCUUCAAAUUCUUCCUCGGAGGAGGAGCAAGUCCAGGAUCAGAUCAAAGAGGAAGAGGAUGAUGAGGAGGAGCUUCAGGCGGUAGCUCAGUCUGCUGACGAUGAUGAUGAUGAUGACGAGGCCCCGCUGGCUUCCGACGAAGAGGCAGCUGCGGAGGAGGAUGAGGAGGAUGGAAACCAAGCUGAAAUUAGCAAGCGUGAGAAAGCCAGACUUACAGAAAUGCAGAAAAUGAAGAAACAAAAGAUUCAGGAAAUAUUGGAAGCUCAAAAUGCUGCCAUAGAUGCUGACAUGAAUAAUAAGGGUAAGGGGCGUUUGAAGUUUCUUCUACAGCAAACAGAAUUAUUUGCUCACUUUGCCAAAGGCGACCCGUCCACAUCGCAGAAGAAGACGAAGGGAAGGGGUCGCCAUGCAUCAAAACUCACGGAAGAGGAAGAAGAUGAGGAGUACCUGAAAGAGGAAGAAGAUGGUUUGUCGGGAAACACUCGUCUAGUAACACAGCCAUCUUGCAUUCAGGGUAAAAUGAGGGACUACCAACUUGCUGGAUUAAAUUGGCUCAUACGAUUGUAUGAGAAUGGUAUAAAUGGAAUCCUUGCGGAUGAAAUGGGUCUUGGAAAAACAUUGCAGACUAUCUCCUUGUUGGGCUACUUGCAUGAGUUCAGAGGAAUUACUGGUCCUCAUAUGGUGGUUGCUCCAAAAUCUACUCUUGGCAACUGGAUGAAUGAAAUUCGACGUUUUUGCCCAGUCUUGCGUGCUGUAAAGUUUUUAGGGAACCCUGAUGAGAGGAAGCAUAUACGUGAGGAUUUACUUGUUGCGGGCAAGUUUGAUGUAUGUGUGACAAGUUUUGAAAUGGCCAUCAAAGAGAAGUCUGCUCUGCGUCGCUUUAGUUGGCGUUAUAUUAUCAUUGAUGAAGCCCAUCGUAUCAAGAAUGAAAAUUCACUCCUUUCGAAAACAAUGAGGCUUUAUAACACCAAUUAUCGUCUACUUAUCACGGGUACUCCCCUCCAGAACAAUCUUCAUGAACUCUGGUCGCUUCUGAACUUCUUACUACCUGAGAUUUUCAGUUCAGCUGAAACUUUUGAUGAAUGGUUCCAAAUUUCUGGUGAAAAUGACCAGCAGGAAGUUGUUCAACAACUGCACAAGGUUCUUCGGCCAUUUCUCCUCCGAAGGUUGAAAUCUGAUGUUGAAAAGGGUUUACCUCCAAAGAAAGAAACUAUUCUCAAAGUGGGGAUGUCCCAGAUGCAGAAACAAUACUACAAGGCCUUGCUGCAAAAGGAUCUCGAAGUUAUUAAUGCUGGUGGGGAGCGUAAGCGUCUGUUGAACAUAGCAAUGCAAUUGCGCAAAUGCUGUAAUCACCCAUAUCUCUUUCAAGGUGCUGAGCCUGGACCUCCUUAUACCACAGGAGACCAUCUUGUUACAAAUGCUGGUAAAAUGGUUCUAUUGGAUAAGUUGCUUCCGAAGCUGAAAGAGCGUGAUUCGAGAGUUUUAAUAUUUUCACAGAUGACAAGAUUGCUUGACAUUCUUGAGGACUAUUUAAUGUUUCGUGGAUAUCUGUAUUGCCGUAUUGAUGGGAAUACUGGUGGAGACGAUCGUGAUGCUUCGAUUGAAGCCUUUAAUAGGCCAGGAAGUGACAAGUUUGUUUUCUUAUUAUCCACCAGAGCCGGAGGACUUGGUAUUAAUCUUGCUACUGCAGAUGUCGUUAUCCUUUAUGAUAGUGACUGGAACCCACAGGUUGAUUUGCAAGCGCAGGACCGCGCUCACAGGAUUGGUCAAACUAAAGAAGUUCAAGUUUUCCGGUUUUGCACCGAGUACACUAUUGAGGAAAAAGUGAUUGAAAGGGCUUACAAAAAGCUUGCACUUGAUGCUUUGGUGAUUCAACAAGGACGACUAGCAGAACAGAAAACUGUCAACAAAGAUGAGCUGCUUCAAAUGGUGAGAUUUGGUGCUGAAAUGGUUUUUAGUUCGAAGGAUGAUACCAUCACAGAUGAGGACAUUGAUAGAAUUAUUGCCAAAGGAGAGGAGACAACAGCUGAGCUUGAUGCAAAGAUGAAGAAAUUUACAGAAGAUGCAAUUAAAUUUAAAAUGGACGACACUGCUGAAUUGUAUGAUUUUGAUGAUGAAAAGGAUGAAAACAAAUUUGAUUUCAAGAAAAUAGUCAGUGACAACUGGAUUGAACCACCAAAGAGAGAGCGAAAGCGCAACUACUCAGAAUCUGAAUAUUUUAAGCAAACAAUGCGCCAAGGUGGGCCAUCAAAGCCAAAGGAGCCUCGAAUUCCCCGCAUGCCCCAGCUGCACGAUUUCCAGUUUUUUAAUACGCAGAGGCUGAGUGAGAUGUAUGAGAAAGAAGUGCGAUACCUCAUGCAAACGCAUCAAAAAAAUCAGUUAAAAGACACAAUUGAUGUGGAUGAGACGGAAGAGGCUGGAGAUCCGUUGACUGCUGAGGAGUUGGAAGAGAAGGAGAGUCUACUGGAAGAAGGAUUUUCUUCUUGGAGUAGAAGAGACUUCAAUACCUUUAUUCGGGCAUGUGAGAAGUAUGGUCGGAAUGACAUAAAAAGUAUUGCUACUGAAAUGGAAGGGAAGACAGAAGAGGAAGUUGAAAGAUAUGCUAAAGUUUUCAAAGAACGGUACAAGGAGCUAAAUGAUUAUGAUAGGAUCAUUAAGAAUAUUGAAAGAGGUGAGGCGAGAAUUUCGCGUAAAGAUGAAAUCAUGAAAGCUAUUGGGAAGAAACUGGAUCGCUAUAAGAAUCCAUGGCUAGAAUUGAAGAUCCAGUAUGGUCAAAACAAAGGGAAGUUGUACAACGAAGAAUGUGAUCGUUUUAUGAUAUGCAUGGUUCACAAGCUUGGUUAUGGGAAUUGGGAUGAAUUGAAAGCUGCAUUCCGGACAUCACCUAUAUUUCGAUUUGAUUGGUUUGUAAAGUCUCGCACCACUCAAGAACUAGCCAGGAGAUGUGAUACCUUAAUCCGACUUGUGGAGAAGGAAAACCAAGAGUAUGAUGAGAGAGAGAGACAAGCACGUAAAGAGAAGAAGCUUGCCAAGAACACCCCAUCCAAGCGUGCAUUGGCACGGCAAACUGAGAGUCCAAGCUCCCUGAAGAAACGGAAACAAUCAUCAAUGGAUGACUACGUGAGCUCGGGUAGGAGAAGGAAAUGAUUGCAGCACUCUACUCUUACCCUUUUUUGAGAUAGAAACAAGACUGAGCUACUGAAGAAACUGAACACUAGUUCUCCAGUUAGUGGUUGCUUUUUGGAGAUUCUGCAUCUUUGAUUCACCUAAAUGGAUAGCAGGGCAUCAUCCAAGGAAUGUUUUGGGCCUAAUAUUCUUGACAAUAUGAUCUUCCAAUUAAAUACGCAAAAAGCAAUUAUCAUUGACGAAUCUCCAGUAUUCAUAUGAUCCUGUUUUGUGAACUGCAAAUAUGUGUUAAGAUAGUGAUUAUAAUUGUUGGAAAGUGCUCUCAGUAAGAGGCUGUUGUGUACCUAUACGUAGAAUACCUGAAGGGUCUAUGCUGUGUUUGGAAUUCUCUGAAAAAGUAUAAUUUAUUUCCAUGGCUUUUAUGAUCUAUUUAGUAAGGACCUUUGACACUCAUUUUUCUCA